Messenger RNA from Labrus mixtus (cuckoo wrasse), 4043 nucleotides. Its product is annotated as guanine nucleotide-binding protein G(q) subunit alpha. The transcript is spliced from 7 exons. Gene Ontology annotation, cellular component: heterotrimeric G-protein complex. Gene Ontology annotation, molecular function: G protein-coupled receptor binding; GTPase activity; GTPase activator activity. Gene Ontology annotation, biological process: adenylate cyclase-modulating G protein-coupled receptor signaling pathway; action potential; phospholipase C-activating dopamine receptor signaling pathway. The coding region runs from base 984 to 2063 and encodes 359 amino acids. The record is from RefSeq and is a predicted model, not a curated record. Lineage: Eukaryota; Metazoa; Chordata; Actinopteri; Labriformes; Labridae.
GAUGGGAGGCCGACGUCACCCUGCACAGCGGAGGAGUGGAUGGCCUCUCUCUCUCUCUCUCUGUCUGUAAUAAAAAUACAUGAAGAGAAUUGAGGAAAAGGAGAAGAUUGGCCGACGGCGGGGGGGAAGCAACAACACGCCGUUUUAUUCCUUUCUUCACACCACGCGACUCAACAGUGGAAGUAGGACGCCUUUUUUUUUUUUUUUUACGCACGCGUGGAUGAAUUUUCGCUGCUGCGCCGGGGACUCGGGCUGAAAUGUUGUGUUAUGUGUGGCUUUCUUGGCUUUUUUUUUCUCCCCUCAGCAGACAGAGAGAGAGAGAGAGAUAACUGUACUGUAUCCCAGACUAGCGGAUUGGAGUGAAAGUCCGCCAUAUUCUUGCCUUACCACGCCCGGGGAGUGGAGCCAUUGGAAAACAAACGGAGAGCUUUUAUUUACAUGUGUUUCCCAAAUGUCUUCCUCAUCCACGGACGAUAACUUGAACUCGAGUGGAAUUUGCUUGAUUGAAAAACAGCAACAUUGAAGACUAUAAAGAGAGAGAGGCACGGAUGGCAAAUGCUUCAUAGUUAAGGAGAUCACCCAGAGCUGCACGGAGGAUGUGUCUUUAAAGGAUCUGUUGAUCAUAUUGAGAAGGAAAAGCAGAUUACACCAAUUAAGAUUGCACUGAUAUUCAUCUCAAAACCGCUUUGGACACUUGUUUUCGAGCUGUCAGGAGACACAGACAGCCAACCGAAACGGGGGAAGGGGGGGUAGCCUAAAUAAUAAUUCGUCAAAUAUCUCAUUUCUUUCAGCACAAUCUGUGCUCUGUACAGACUCAUUAUCAGGGGCGUCCACGCGUUAUUUCCCCUCUAGGCCUGUAUGAGGAUUUGUCAUUCACACCUCUCGGUUGUUGUUUUUAAACUGAUUUGACAUCUGAAUGAAUCAGUAAGUGGGAAAAGGCGUGUUCUCCCCCCUUCCACAUAUAGUAAACAAAAACUCAGAAAAUGACCCUGGAAUCCAUUAUGUCGUGUUGCCUCAGCGAGGAGGCGAAAGAAGCCAGGCGGAUCAACGACGAGAUCGAGAGGCAGCUCCGCCGGGACAAGAGGGACGCACGCCGGGAGCUGAAACUGUUGCUUCUCGGCACUGGAGAAAGUGGGAAGAGCACAUUCAUCAAACAGAUGAGGAUUAUUCACGGCACCGGGUACUCCGACGAGGACAAAAGAGGAUUCACUAAACUGGUCUAUCAGAACAUCUUCACGGCCAUGCAGUCGAUGAUCCGAGCCAUGGAGACGCUCAGGAUCCCCUACAAGUACGAGCACAACAAGGGCAACGCCAACAUCGUGAGGGAGGUGGACGUAGAAAAAGUCAGUAUGCUCGACAACCCUUAUGUAGACGCAAUCAAGAGCUUAUGGAACGACCCCGGGAUCCAGGAGUCCUACGACCGACGGAGGGAAUACCAACUGUCAGACUCCACCAAAUACUAUCUGAACGCAUUGGACCGGAUCGCAAAGCCAGGGUACCUCCCCACCCAGCAGGACGUGCUGAGGGUCCGAGUCCCCACGACGGGCAUCAUCGAGUACCCGUUUGACCUGCAGAGCGUCAUCUUCAGGAUGGUGGACGUCGGAGGUCAGAGGUCAGAGAGGAGGAAGUGGAUCCACUGCUUUGAGAACGUCACGUCCAUCAUGUUCCUGGUGGCGCUCAGCGAGUACGACCAAGUGCUGGUGGAAUCAGACAACGAGAACCGGAUGGAGGAGAGUAAAGCUCUGUUUAGGACAAUAAUCACGUACCCCUGGUUCCAAAACUCCUCCGUCAUUCUGUUCCUCAAUAAGAAGGACCUGCUGGAGGAGAAGAUCAUGUACUCUCAUCUGGUCGACUACUUUCCAGAGUACGAUGGUCCUCAGAGGGAUGCUCAGGCGGGACGAGAGUUUAUCCUCAAGAUGUUUGUGGACCUGAAUCCCGACAGCGAUAAGAUCAUCUACUCUCACUUCACCUGCGCCACCGACACAGAGAACAUUCGCUUCGUCUUUGCCGCCGUCAAAGACACCAUCCUGCAGCUCAACUUAAAGGAGUACAACCUGGUGUAGAGCGGAGCCACACACACUGACUGACACUAUCUGUGAAGAGAAAGAACACACACACACACACACACUCAUAUGAGAGCAAAUCAGAGAAGAAAAAAAAAACGUAGCGGUUGCAGAAUAUUAAUUUAUUUGCAAAUUUUUGGUCCCCACAGGGUUCACAAAAAAAAGUUGUAUAUUGCUAUUUAAGAAGGAGAUGAAAUGUUAAGGAGGCGAGGCAGAUAUUUUGGAGGACUUUGCUGUUGAACAUGUGCAUCAACAAUCCUCAUUUUUAAGGCUUUGCGCAUUGUGAAGUUUUGCAUUUUUUUGUUGAAUUUUUUUGACAAAUAGAAAACGACUUUGUUCAUUUGAGGUUAUGGUGUGGAGAGAAAUGUAACGAAUGCAGUGUGCUCCCCCUCUCUGCCUUUUUAUACACAUGAAAAAACAGUUUUAUCUUUAGUCAGUCGGUUAAAUCUGAGGCUUUGUCCUCGAGGGAAAGAUGUAACACACGUCUCUUUGUGACAGAAAGGCGGAAACUGAGAUUUUCAGAUGAUUUCACCUUGAUUUGGUAUCAAUUAAUUCCAUCUUUCGUAUUGCAUUGCAUUGACUUUGGUACCAUCUGAUGAGCUGAGCAUGUGUCACCAUGAAAGUAUAUUACACCUAGCCUUUGUUUGUCAUGUGUUGAGUGACAGACACAUGACAGUUCUGCAGCAUUAACGUAAACAUAAAGUGAACAAGUUUGAGAGAACCCGGCUUUAAAAUGCUUUGAGCUCAGAGAGAUGUAAGGCUGUCAAAAUGUCCACUACUCAGAUAUUUUUUGGACACUUUUUUUGAUAACACGUAUUUCAAAAUAAAACAAUAUACAUUUUUUUAAUGACCAAUACUCGCAAAAAGUAAACAAACUUAAGAAAAACCUCCACACCUUAAGUCAAACUUUAACCAAAAGCUGCCGAGAACAAGAUGGAAUUCACAGGUCAGCAAAUACUUCUACUUCCCCCGUAGUCCUUUUUUCCUCAACGAUACAUGAAUGUCUCUUACAAACAAAAAGCAGAGGAGGUUUAAGGUCUAAAUUGCAAACAUUUUUCCGGCACAGAAACUCGUCUGAUGUUUUUGUGCAAUUUACGAGACGGUUUUGCUUUCAAGUUUUGGUGAUUGAAAUCAAGAAACUGCCUAAUACUGGAUGCCUCUGGAAGCCUCUAUUUUUCGUUGCCAUGGUAUCCAAACGGGUAUCGAUAUGGUUUGAGUCUGACUUCGUUUCGAUGUUUAAAAAUUCUGGUAUUGGGACAACCCAAGGAUGCACAUGCAGACCUGGUCUUGUCACGUAAAUCCUGAUGGAGCUGUGGGCGUCUCACAGACUGGAGGGAGUAGAAGAGGUUAUAAUUUAUGAGACAAUGUUUUGUUCAACUGUGCCACAUUAACGCUUUUUUUUUUUAAAGAUGGUAACAUGUGUAUUUAUUGCCAAUGCCAAAAACGACAGACGCUGUUUACAACUCCAAUGAAAAGUGUUGACCGAGUUAUUCCCGCAGUUUAAGAAGUAUUUAACAAAGUAAACAGUAUCCUCCUCCAAUCACAACGUCAGGCUUUGCUGCAAUCUUUAAAGUGUCCAAUCACAGCCUGGCCGUCUUGAUUUAUUGGAGAAUAACUCAAGCUACUUACCUUUAAGGGCAAAGUGUUGACAUUCAGUGUGUACCAAAGUGAGCCCUUCUCGUCUCUGAUUUAAAACUCUCACUUAAAGUAUUUUUUUCUUCUAACUAUUCCCAAGAACACAAGCCUGUAAUUUACAUUUUUUUGAGGCAUAGUGCAAUUAUGAAUGCUAUAAUCAUUGUACAUACAUCUCUCUCUCUCUAUACAUAUAUAUAUAUAUAUAUGGCAGCAUCUUUGUUGGCUUUGUAAUCAUUACUUUUUUGGCAGAUUGAAUGUGCGGUAUUGGAAAUAUGUAUCUAUGUAAUUGUAUUGUAUGUCUCAUGGCUAAUUCAUUUUUUGGAAGAAAAAAAAAUGUUAUUUACA